GCUGGUUGUAAGCCACAGUGUAGGUCCGGUGGAAGAACAGCCAGUGCUCUUAGCAGCUGAGUCACAGGCCCCUGCAGUUAUCUUAUUUAUCUUCUGUUCCAACACAUCUGCAGACGCCAUGCAGGGGUCUCUGCUGUCUCUGCCAUCGCUGCUGCUGUUGUUGCUGGGGUGUGGGCCAAGAGCGUCCUCUGGUGGCGGAGCUGGGGGCGCAGCAGGCUAUGCUCCGGUAAAGUACGUGCAGCCCAUGCAGAAAGGACCAGUGGGACCGCCUUUCCGAGAGGGCAAGGGCCAGUACUUGGAAAUGCCUCUACCACUGCUGCCAAUGGACUUGAAAGGAGAGCCAGGUCCCCCUGGGAAGCCGGGACCUCGGGGUCCCCCUGGGCCUCCUGGCUUCCCGGGAAAGCCAGGCACUGGAAAACCUGGGCUUCAUGGGCAGCCAGGCCCUGCUGGCCCCCCUGGCUUCUCCCGGAUGGGCAAGGCUGGUCCCCCAGGGCUCCCAGGCAAGGUUGGACCACCAGGACAGCCAGGGCUGAGGGGAGAGCCAGGGAUACGAGGGGAUCAGGGCCUCCGGGGGCCCCCAGGGCCCCCUGGCCUUCCUGGUCCUUCAGGCAUUACUGUCCCUGGAAAACCAGGUGCCCAGGGGGUGCCGGGGCCUCCAGGAUUUAGGGGGGAGCCAGGACCCCAGGGAGAGCCUGGACCUCGAGGAGAUAGGGGCCUCAAGGGGGAUAAUGGAGUGGGCCAGCCAGGGCUUCCUGGGGCCCCCGGGCAGGCAGGUGCCCCUGGACCCCCUGGGUUGCCUGGUCCUGCUGGUUUGGGUAAACCAGGUUUGGAUGGGUUACCAGGAGCCCCAGGAGACAAAGGUGAUUCUGGGCCCCCUGGGGUUCCAGGCUCUAGGGGAGAGCCAGGAGUUGUAGGUCCAAAAGGCCCUCCUGGGGUAGAUGGUGUGGGGAUACCAGGGGCAGCAGGGGUACCGGGGCCACAGGGCCCAGCAGGGGCUAAAGGGGAGCCAGGGCUCCGAGGCCCCCCUGGCCUGAUAGGUCCUAUUGGCUAUGGGAUGCCAGGAAAACCAGGACCUAAGGGAGAUAGGGGCCCAGCUGGGGCUCCAGGGCUCUUGGGAGACAGAGGCGAGCCAGGAGAGGAUGGGGAGCCAGGGGAGCAGGGUCCACAGGGACUUGGGGGUCCACCUGGCCUUCCUGGGUCUGCAGGGCUUCCUGGUAGGCGUGGGCCUCCUGGGCCCAAGGGAGAGGUAGGACCUGGGGGUCCUCCAGGAGUGCCUGGCAUUCGGGGUGACCAAGGGCCUAAUGGUUUGGCAGGGAAGCCUGGGCUCCCUGGUGAGAGAGGACUUCCUGGGGCCCACGGGCCCCCUGGACCAACGGGGCCCAAGGGUGAGCCAGGUUUUACAGGUCGCCCCGGAGGACCAGGGGUGGCAGGAGCCCUAGGACAGAAAGGUGACUUGGGGCUUCCUGGACAGCCUGGCUUGAGGGGCCCAUCUGGAAUUCCAGGACUCCAGGGCCCAGCUGGCCCUAUUGGGCCCCAGGGUCUGCCAGGCCUGAAAGGUGAACCGGGCCUUCCAGGGCCUCCUGGAGAGGGAAAAGUGGGGGAACCUGGCUCUGCUGGGCCCACAGGACCUCCUGGAGUCCCUGGUUCCCCAGGACUCACAGGUCCUCCUGGGCCCCCUGGGCCUCCUGGACCUCCUGGUGCCCCAGGGGCCUUUGAUGAAACUGGUAUUGCAGGCUUGCAUCUGCCCAAUGGUGGAGUGGAGGGGGCUGUGUUGGGCAAGGGAGGGAAACCACAGUCUGGGCUGGGGGAGCUGUCAGCACCCACCACGCCAGCCUUCACCGCUGUGCUCACCUCCCCCUUCCCUGCCUCAGGCAUGCCAGUUAGGUUUGACAGGACUCUCUACAAUGGUCACAGCGGCUACAACCCAGCUACUGGCAUCUUCACCUGCCCCGUGGGAGGCGUCUACUACUUUGCUUAUCAUGUACAUGUCAAGGGCACCAAUGUGUGGGUGGCCUUGUACAAGAACAACGUGCCUGCCACCUACACCUACGAUGAGUACAAGAAGGGCUAUUUGGACCAGGCGUCUGGAGGGGCCGUGCUCCAGCUGCAGCCCAAUGACCAGGUGUGGGUGCAGAUGCCUUCAGAUCAGGCCAACGGCCUCUAUUCCACCGAGUACAUCCACUCCUCCUUCUCAGGAUUCUUGCUCUGUCCCACAUAACCCGUGGGGGGCCCUGCUGCCCUGGCCUCCUCCUCUUUAGUGAUAGAGAGACCUUUCCGGUUACAGAGAUCUCCAUUUGAAGGAAAAAAGCAGAACAGAGGCGGCAGUGGCCUUGGCUGAGGAGACUGACCUAUUUCUCCGUGCGUAGGCUGAAGUCGUUUCUGGAAGAGGUUGGCCUAAUUUCCUUUCCCUCGGUGCACUGUGGGGGUUGUACCCUCUUCUGGACCUGCCUGUUAUGCAGACAGCAACCCAGAGCACUCAGCCCAGCCUCCUCGUGAGUCCUGGAAGCUGCUGGGAGAGAUGGUUUUGCUGUUGGUCUUAGAUGGCAUGGAAGGGGCCAGGGGUGCUUCCUGUGUUCGCGGGGCCUCUUCCAGCUCCCCAGGGGCCUCCAGCAUAUGACAUGAAGUUCCUUGAGGCUUUUGUUUCCUUUUGGGGGAACAGAAGAAGGGAAUAGGGACCAUGGAGGUAGUCAGUGUGGCUAGACCCCCAGAAUAAUGCUGUGGACUCAGGCCAGUCCUGGUGGGGACAGUUGUGUGCCCCUUGCUACUGGCCCCUCAAAGACUCCAGAAGCAGCUGUCUGUGGGGAUCUGGGAGGGGUCAGAGGUGUGGAUUAUGAGGCAGGCUGGUAGCUCUUCUGUUUCCCUGGCUCUCCCCAUUGGCUCUGGCUCUUCAGCAUGAGGGUGGACAGCCCCGGGCUGAGGUGUGGAACUCUGUGUAGUCUCUACAGAUUGCAGAGCCAACCAGGACCGAUGAUCGGCAAACACGAGUACUCCUCCCUCUUUCCUCUCACCUGCUGGGGGUGGGCUCAUUUUCUCACUAUCAGACUGUUAGGGGACCCUUGCCAACUUCAAACUAAGUGUCUUCAAACAGAGCACUUCUGUCUGGGCCCUCUGCACAGAGACACACAGGGUUGUGGGUGCAGACUUCUGUUUCUCUUUAGUAAGAACCACGCUGUGGAUAUUUAGUGUCUACUGGAGGGGCUUGUCUGUGGGUACUUCCUCUCUCUCAGCCCUCUGCUUCCAAUUUCCUGUUCUAAGCAGGGUAGGGCCCAGGAGGCUGAGGCUCUGAAGAAAAGGAUGCCAGCAGGCCCCACUGGAAUGAGCUGGCUCUGGAGGCUUCCAGAACCCUCCCUAAUCAGAAUUCUCCUGCAAGGAAACAGGCAGGCUUGCCUCCCAGCCCCUUGGCCCCCAGUUCAGGCUGGGAUCAGUGCUGGGGGCAGGGAUGGUAGAUACUCUUGCCUGUGUAAGGAUGGCUGCUUUCUCUGUGGUCCAUGACCUUCCUCAGUCCUCACCUAGUCAGCCCACGUAACUGUGCCAACUGUGAAACCGGGACAUUGAAUAGGCAACCCAUCUUGUACUCCAGUAUGGGCCCAUUCAACUGCCUAGGCUGAUGGGCUGAAGAUGAGGGCCCAGCCUCCUCCCCUGCAUAGCAGCCCAGCUAAGGAUACUUCCUUCAGCUCCCAAGGGGUAGCCUGCCUGUAGCAGCAAGAGAAAGUUCAGCCGGGGCUCUGCUACACCCAAGAGAACCAACUAGAGUCCCAGAGCAUCCUGAUGGGCCUUUAGUUCAGCCUCCUCCUUUCCUGGGUUGAAGCCACUAAUCUGAUGUGUUAGAGAUGGGUUCUAAUCAGCUCUCAGAGGAAGCCCUGGGGGUUGAAUAAAGUACCAGGGAGCCCAAAAAAUCAUUAUCAGAGCAGAGCUGCCAGACUCCACCCUGAAGCCUUUAGGAAAGGAUUGAUUUUGAAAUGUACAUGAAUUAGAGCUGUAGGUGUCACUGAGCAAUUUUGACAAACAUCAGGUUUUAGCUAUGACAACUACACUUACCUUGUGCAUUUUUGUAUUCUGGCUUUAAAAAAAAUUUUUUUUUAAGAUUAAGGUUUUUCUACUUGUGAUUUGAUUUCUAAUCUGGUGUAGGAAAAUGCCCUAGGGAAUCAGGAAAAUGGGAUUUCUUUUUGAAAAGAAAACUAUAGUAUUGACUGUGUUGACUGUCCCCAAUAAAACCUGUUGUGGAAA
This is a messenger RNA of Cricetulus griseus (Chinese hamster), 4227 nucleotides long. The record is from RefSeq and is a predicted model, not a curated record. Lineage: Eukaryota; Metazoa; Chordata; Mammalia; Rodentia; Cricetidae.